Messenger RNA from Nicotiana attenuata, 2080 nucleotides. RefSeq lists its product as uncharacterized. The record is from RefSeq and is a predicted model, not a curated record. The transcript has 8 exons. The coding region runs from base 296 to 1795 and encodes 499 amino acids. Gene Ontology annotation, molecular function: DNA binding. Lineage: Eukaryota; Viridiplantae; Streptophyta; Magnoliopsida; Solanales; Solanaceae.
UCAUUUUAUAAGACCUGAAUAAGACUACUAGGAAAUUUCUUCAAUUCUUAUUUUCUUCAUUUUUUUUUACUUCUGAAAAUGUCUUUGUUAAGUAUUAAUAUGUCAAAUUAGAAUUAUACAUAUAAAAUUUAUUUUCUCUCUGUACAUUUGUGUAUGUACGUAGCAAUUUUUGUUCUCUGUACAGAUGCACACAAGCACACUUUAAUCUCGCAUUCUCCGCCAAUUGGGGUUCGAAUUUUGAGUUAAUUGACAAAAGGGGUUUCAGGAAAACCCCCAGAGAAAUUGGCCAGAGAUCAUGGAAGAUCCUGUUGUAAUGCAUUCUGAAGAUGAUAAAGGUCAUACUGAAAAAAACAAGACAAGAAUCAAGGUCAUCAAGACACGUGCUCAGAUUGAAGGCCUGGAGAAAUUUUAUAAGGAACAUAAAUAUCCUACAGAAUCAAUGAAAUCAGAACUGGCACGGUCAUUAGGAUUAACAGAAAAGCAGGUUUCUGGGUGGUUUUGUCAUAGGCGGUUGAAAGACAAGAGGCUAUUAAGUCGGGAAACAUAUGCAAAUGGAAGACAAGAUCGUUCAAGUGGUGUCAUUCAGGACCGUGGCAGCGGUUUUAGGCAGGAUUCUUGUGGAAGUACUAAGCAAGGAGAUGAUAAAAAUUUUGAUCAUCGGGAAGUUGAGAGUAGAAGAUUAACUGCCCCAGAAGUCUCAGCUGCGGGUGUUACAUAUGAAGUUGUUACUCAGUAUAGAGCAGAGUCUAAUCUCAUGGAGGAUACACCUUCAGGAAGUAGCUCUUCCUUACGGGAUGCAUGUUUUUCACAAAAUGUGGAAUCAUUUGAUAUGGCAACAUCAAGAUACCUAUCGUCUAAUGUUCCUACUGAUCUUAAGAGUGUGAAACCAAGAACUGGCCCAUCCGGGUACUUAAAAGUGAAAGGCCAGGUAGAAAAUGCUGCAAUUACUGCUGUAAAGAGGCAAUUGGGAAGUCUCUACCGACAGGAUGGUCCACCACUUGGUGUUGAAUUUGAUCCACUUCCACCUGGUGCUUUUGAAUCAUCAGUGCAAAAUCUUGUUGAUGAACCUGAAUAUGCUGGAGAACCUGUUCCAGCGCUUACACCAGAUUUCUCUAAAGUGUACAAGCAAUCGAAUUCAUGCAUAGGACAUGGAUCCAUUUCCAAGACAAACUCUCAUGUGCCUGAUUUGGAAGGUGCAAGUUUCAAAAAAUCACUCAAGUCUGCUCAUCCCGAAUAUUACUUCAACGAAAAGCCUGGUCAGAAUUCCUCUAUUCAUGAUGGUGAUUGUUACUAUCUUGGGCGGGACUCGUCAAUAGACAUGCACAAAGGUUCCAGAAGAGAAGUGGCGGUUGAUGGCAGAUGCAACUAUAAGUAUAUGGCUAAACAUGAUGGUGCAGAAAUUAGAACUAGUACUAGCUCUAGCAGUGGUUUUCGAAGUCCCCGCACUGGAAAAGUCAAUGGAGAGCAGGUGAAGCCUAGGUUCACUAGCUGCAAUGAAAUGAACCUUAAGAUUAUGGAGGAGGAAGAUCUUGAACGCAAGCCUUCAAAUUUUGUCCUGAAGGGAAGUAAGCAUCGUUAUUGUCCAGUGAGAGUGCUCUCCAGUAAAGUUGAAAAGGAUUACAUCCAUGUGGACAGACCACCAGUUGAUGAAAACUAUAAUCUGGAUCGCGUGAAGAUACCCUGGGAGAAUGAAAUGAGGGCUGCCAAAAGAGCAAGGGAUGAAGACCCUAACCAUCAAGAAUAUCCGAGGAAUGCAUCAGGGACACAAUGCCAUCCCAGACAAAUCAUCAGAUGAGGUUUGCUGCAGAGAUUCCAUCUAGCUUUAAUGAAGAUGAUAAAACAGAAGAAACCAGUUAUUUGACGGUUGAGACAUUUGCACUUGACUAGAGAAAAGUUAAAAGUCCAGUGCAGUGAACUUUUUUGGAAUCCUGUGUGUUGAUAGAACUUCCGUUGGAUUUGUACAGAUCACAACAACUUAAUGUUCAUCAGUAUACCAGUACGUGGAAUUGGAGAACAUUUGUCUUUGUAUAGUAAAAGUAAUUUGUUGCAAUUAAAGCAGCUGGAUGCUGAAUUUGAAGAA